GCUUGCUCAUCUCCGUUGAGCCCGGUUUCCUUGAUCCACGAUUGUCUCAACCUGAAGGAAAGAUCUUCCCUCGUAAUCGAGCGAAUGCGAGCUCAGCGGACCAUGACGUAACCCGACCAUCCGACAGCCAGCGCCUUCGUUGUCCCAUCCACCAUAUCAGUGGGCUGGAGCUGCUUUGACCCGCCCGUCCUCAACAACGUCGUGCCUAUCGAUCACUAGCGCAAAUUACAUCGGCUCAACUCUAGUAGCAUGGAGAAUUACCCGGAGUUCGGUCAUGCCACCCUACCAUUCUUUGCAAUGGAACCUGGGUACGCGAACCUAAACCAUGGUACGGCGGGCGGUAUACCGCGGCGUGUCGAGGAUGCAAGCCAAGAUCUGGCUGCCCGUAUCGCAGCGAAUCCAGAUCGCUUCAUUUGGUUCCACUAUCGACCGAUGCUGGAGGAGGUGCGCGGAAUGGUCGCCAAACUGAUCGGUGCAGAUCCCAGCGAAUGUGUCUUCGUGCCGAACGUCUCCCAUGGGAUCAGUGUCAUCUUGCGAAACUUCACUUGGGAGGAAGGCGAUGUCAUCGCCAUCACCAAUUGCACGUUUGGAACCAUCAGCGCUGCAGCACGUUACGUCUCCGAUACUCCUCCUCAUCCAAAGCUCUCCAAGUUCGUUCUAUCUUUCCCAGAGACGCGUGCCUCUAUCCUUGAGCGAUUUCGCGAGUAUCUUAAAAACCUGAAGGCAGAACAGCGCCGAUCGGCGUCCGGGAUUUCCAAGGGCAAGAUCGUCGCGGUGUUGGAUACCAUCUCGGCGACUCCCUCUGUCUACAUGCCCUGGAAGGAGAUGGUGCAGAUCUGCAGAGAAGAGUCAGUGUGGAGCGUCAUUGAUGCGGCACAUUCGCUAGGCCAAGAAGUAGACAUCAACCUAACAGAGGCAGCGCCUGACUUCUGGGUGUCGAGCUCCUCAAAAUGGAUGUACACUAAGUACGGUUGUGCACUGCUCUAUGUGCCAAAACGCAAUCAUCACAUCAUCAAGUCCGCAUUUCCUACGAGCAUCACGUAUGGGGCACACUUACAUGGAGGACAAGAUGAUCUCCAAUCGAAGUUCUUCUGGACCGGAACGCUAGACUUCACAAUACCUCUGAGCAUCAAGCCAGCCCUAGAAUUUCGAAGCUUCUUAGGUGGCGAGAAGAGAAUCAACCAGUACUGCCGCGCAUUGGCACUUGCUGGCGGGAAACGGCUCGCUGAAAUCCUGAACACACGUACAAUGUUUUCGGCUGACUCUGAUGAAGCGGAGGCACUCACUGCAAAUAUGAUCAACGUCGAGAUCCCGUUGGCAAGCUCAAUAGCGCCGACGUCGGCUGUCACCCUGAUGUUCCAGGACAAGUUGCUCAACCAACACAACGUAUAUGCGUCGCAGUUUUACUAUGAUGGCAGAUGGUGGACGAGAGCAAGCGCGCAGGUAUACAACGAGAUUAGUGACUUCGAGAAGCUCGGGAAUGCUCUGCUGAUUGUAUGCGCGGAGGUCACAAAGGAGGUUGCCGAACGAGCGCAGAUAUGACAGCACGUCGGUCUUGUACAUAGCCCAAGUUCUACUUAUGUGGCUGAUGAAAAGAGAGCACGGAUCGGAAACGC
Molecule: messenger RNA, 1616 nt
Organism: Laetiporus sulphureus 93-53
Lineage: Eukaryota; Fungi; Basidiomycota; Agaricomycetes; Polyporales; Laetiporaceae
Product: PLP-dependent transferase
Exons: 10
Coding region: 250-1542 (430 amino acids)
Source: RefSeq, a predicted model, not a curated record